Polistes canadensis is the source of this 1885-nucleotide messenger RNA. RefSeq names its product coiled-coil domain-containing protein 174. NCBI's taxonomy places the organism in Eukaryota, Metazoa, Arthropoda, Insecta, Hymenoptera, Vespidae. Gene Ontology annotation, cellular component: nucleus. The coding region runs from base 286 to 1752 and encodes 488 amino acids. The record is from RefSeq and is a predicted model, not a curated record. The transcript has a single exon.
AAAAAUACUUGAAGCACGUGGUGCUAAAUGACGAUCGAUGUACGUAAUCGAUUGUUAGCGUUCUCAACGCCAUCAAGUGGCAUAUGUGCGAAAUAACUAUAUAACUGACCUUGAUUCCUUAUUCUGAAUGAGACAAACUAUCGUUGCGUACGUUCGUGCUGUAAAACGUAACAAAAACAUUUCUUAAAUUUAAAGAAAUUUAACAUAUUUCGAAGAAAUAAAUAAAUAAAUUAUUAAAAAUAUAAUGUAUUUUAUUUCAAUAGUGACGUAUUAAAAAGAUUAAAGAUGAACGCAGCGAAGAAAAUAAACGUUAAUUUUUCAUCUUUGGUAGGGUUAAAAGCUGAACUUUUACGAAAACAAACGGAAGUAAAAGAGGCCAAGGCACAUAUCGAGACAACCCAAACAACUAGACCUAAACGUAAGUUAAAGCAAGUCAAAAACGAUAAUAAAAAUUCUGCUAAAGAAUUAACAGAUGUAGAAGAUAUAAAUAAUCAUAAAAAAUCUAAGAUCGUGUUGGAAGCCAAAUCCAGAUUGUAUACAAAGUUGAAAAAGUUGAAAAAUAGUAACGACAAUUAUCUCGUUGAUUUUACUAAUAAAUCAGAUGAAUCCGAAGAAGAAAUCAUUAAAGAUGAUUACGAUGACACAUUCGUAGACCCGGAGGACAGUUGGGUCGAGUACGAGGAUUGUUUUGGACGUACAAGAAAAUGCUUAGCCAAAGAUCUCUCACUGAUGCGUGAGAAGGAUGAUUUAUUAAAACAAGAAAUAAUGAAGAAAAAUAUGCAACAGAGUAAUGAGUCUAAUAAGAUCGAAGAGGCCCAACCAAUGAAGGAAUCAGAUAUAGAUGUUAUGAGAAGAAAAUGGGAGGAACAAACAGAGAAGCUCGCUGAUAAAUUUGAUAUACAUUAUCAAGAUAUUUUAUUCGACGAAGCUCGAGCACAUGGCGUUGGAUAUUAUGCUUUCUCGCAAGACGAAGAAGAGAGAGCCAAACAACAGGAGAAUUUAAAUAAUUUGAGAAAGGAAACUGAACAGAAGCAAAAGCGUAUCAAAGAAUUGAAGGAUUUGAAGGAUAAGAUGGAACAAAAUAGAUUGAAAGCGGCUAGAAUUAGACAAAGAAUUAGAGCUGGUUUACCUAUUGAACCAGAAGACCAAGAGGAUUCUACAAAUACUGCUGAUGUUUCCAAUGACGUUAAUAAUACUUAUAAUGUUUCUUUGAUAAAAGAAAAUGAAGUAUCUAAAGAUGAUACAUAUAAAAAGAAUGAGAAAACAAAAGAAGAACAAAUAAAAGCAUUGGAAGAUACUUUAGAAAAUCAAAAAAUUUGGCGAGAAAUGUCUCAAGAGGAAUGGGUAUAUAAAUGUAGAGAAGAAAGAAUACCAGAAUUUGCACCUGUUUAUGAUAAAGUCUUGGGAUCAAAAUCUGAAGAAAUUAAACAAUCUGAUGAUACUGUAGAAUCUGAUCGAGUCUCUAAUCAAAUUGAUCCUUUGAUUAUUGCUAAUACAUUAUCUACUGUUCAAAAUACUUUACUGAAUAACUCUAGUAAUUCCACAAAUAUGUCGAAACAAUUUUCUCUUAAUAUUAACAAUCAACAAAAUAGUUCAUCAACAGAACAAAAUAUUUUAAAAUGUAACAAUGAUCUUAAGAAUCAGCCUAGUCAAAGUAUUAAUAAUGUUUUAAAUAAAACUAUUAACGAGGAAAAAAUAGCUGCUGGUCUUAGAUAUUUGAGAGAAAAAUACGAACAAAGUCAAAACCGUUGAUUUAAAUGUUUGCAUUGUAUAGACUAUUGUACAUAUUUAAACUAUGUGAAUAUAUUUUUACUAUGAAUUAUAUUAUAAGACGAAUAAUAUAAGUAAAUUAUUAUUAUUAUAGCAUAAUUUUUUUUAAUUGUAU